AUGAAGCCCGAAGUUGUCGCCAUCCAAGAGCGUGACAGUGCUUCUGGCGCUCCCCGUCGAGAACUAGGUGUCACUUUCCAGAACCUUACCGUCGAGGCUGUCCGAGCCGAUGCAGCUAUCCACGAAAAUGUUCUUUCUCAGUUCAACAUCCCAAAACUGAUCAAAGAAUCUCGACAGAAGCCGCCUAUGAGAAAGAUUCUCGACAACGCCCACGGAUGUGUCAAGCCGGGAGAGAUGCUCCUCGUUCUGGGUCGUCCCGGAAGUGGAUGCACCACUUUACUCAACAUGCUGGCCAAUAGACGGAGUGGAUAUGCUCAGAUUUCAGGAGAUGUCUCUUUUGGCUCCAUGAAGGCUGAGGAAGCAAAACGCUACAGAGGCCAAAUCAUCAUGAACACGGAGGAGGAAAUCUUCUUCCCAUCCCUGACUGUUGGGCAGACUAUGGACUUUGCGACGAGAUUAAAGGUCCCAUACAAGUUGCCCAACGGCAUCACAAGUCAGGAAGAAAUCCGCCAAGAAUCGCGCAGCUUUUUACUGAAGUCUAUGGGUAUCGAGCAUACCGUAGAUACCAAGGUCGGCAACGCAUUCGUCAGAGGUGUUUCCGGUGGAGAGAGGAAGCGAGUUUCCAUCAUCGAAUGUCUUGCAUCUAGGGGCAGCGUUUUCUGCUGGGAUAACUCAACUCGCGGUCUCGAUGCUAGCACUGCUCUUGAGUGGGCCAAGGCGGUUCGAGCGAUGACGGAUGUUCUCGGUUUAGCCUCAAUUGUCACCUUAUACCAGGCUGGAAACGGCAUCUACAACCUCUUCGACAAGGUUCUCGUUCUAGAUGAGGGCAAGGAGAUCUACUACGGUCCCAUGCGCGAGGCUCGCCCGUUCAUGGAGAGCAUGGGCUUCAUCUGUGACGACGGUGCCAACGUGGCUGACUUCUUGACUGGUGUUACCGUGCCCACUGAGCGAAAGAUCCGAGACGAGAUGAAAUUCAAGUUCCCCCGUACAUCUGGCGCCAUUCGCGAUGAAUACGAGAAGACACCGUUAUUCGAGCAAGCACGAGCUGAAUACAAUUAUCCUACCACAUCGGAGGCCCAGGACAAGACAAAACUGUUCCAAGAAGGAGUCGCCAUGGAAAAGUACAAGGGACUGCCAGCCUCGAGCUCAUUUACUGUGAGUUUUGGAGUCCAGGUACAGACUUGCAUCAAGAGACAGUAUCAGAUCAUCUGGGGUGACAAGGCCACCUUUUUCAUCAAGCAGUUUUCGACCAUUGUGCAAGCACUUAUCGCCGGUUCUCUCUUCUAUAACGCUCCCGACACUACUGCUGGCUUGUUUGUAAAGUCCGGUGCCUGUUUCUUUGCCUUGCUCUUCAACGCUUUGCUGUCUAUGUCCGAGGUCACCGAAUCCUUCAUGGGACGACCUGUCCUGAUUAAGCACAAAUCGUUUGCCUAUUUCCACCCCGCAGCCUUUUGCCUUGCUCAGAUCGCGGCCGAUAUCCCUGUCAUCUUGGUGCAGGUCUCGGGAUUCUCUCUGAUUCUCUACUUCAUGGUUGGUUUGACAAUGUCUGCGGGCCACUUCUUUACCUUUUGGAUCAUCGUUGUGGCCACCACUUUUUGUAUGACCGCCAUGUUUAGAGCCAUCGGUGCCGCCUUCAGUACCUUUGAUGGUGCCUCCAAGCUGUCUGGUUUGAUCAUUGCCGCUACAAUCAUGUACAAUGGCUACAUGAUUCAGAAGCCGCGAAUGCACCCAUGGUUUGUCUGGCUCUUCUGGAUUGACCCGAUGGCCUAUGGCUUCGAUGCCAUUCUCUCCAACGAAUUCCACGGCAAGAUUAUUCCUUGCGUCGGUACCAACAUUGUUCCCAAUGGCCCCGGCUUCACCGACCCCGGUGCUCAAGCUUGCGCUGGCGUUGGAGGUGCAGUUCCGGGCCAGACUUAUGUUGAUGGUGACUUGUAUCUCAAAUCACUCUCUUACAGCCACUCGCAUAUUUGGCGAAACUUUGGCAUCAUUUGGGCAUGGUGGGCUCUGUUUGUGACCAUCACUAUCGUCUUCACGACCAAGUGGAAGGCAUCAUCGGAGAAUGGACCUAGUUUGGUUAUCCCCCGAGAGCAAUCCAAGGUUGUCAAUGCUCUGCGCCAAGCCGACGUCGAAGGCCAGGUUACUGAAGGUCAUAUCUCAGAAAAGGAUGAUACCAACGUCAGCGGCGGUCAGUCCGACAGCAACUCCACUGAUGACACCGCCGUGGCAGUUCAGGGCAACCUCAUUCGGAACUCCUCAGUAUUCACUUGGAAAGAUCUGUGCUACACUGUCAAGACCCCAACUGGUGACCGUCUCCUCUUGGAUCAUGUGCAAGGAUGGGUAAAGCCUGGAAACCUGACCGCUUUGAUGGGAUCGUCUGGUGCUGGAAAGACCACGCUCCUUGACGUUCUCGCCCAGCGAAAGACUGAAGGUACUAUCCGUGGCUCUAUCUUGGUUGACGGUCGACCGCUCCCAGUCUCCUUCCAGAGAUCUGCAGGCUACUGCGAACAGCUUGAUGUGCAUGAGGCGUAUGCUACAGUGCGAGAGGCUCUUGAGUUCUCGGCGCUUCUUCGACAGGGCCGCGAUACACCACGUGAGGAAAAACUAGCUUAUGUCAACACUAUUAUCGAUCUGUUGGAACUGCAUGACAUCGCCGACACCUUGAUUGGUGAAGUCGGUGCCGGCUUGAGUGUUGAGCAGCGUAAGCGUGUCACAAUCGGCGUCGAGCUUGUCUCCAAGCCCAGCAUUUUGAUCUUCCUUGAUGAGCCCACAUCUGGUUUGGAUGGUCAAUCCGCCUACCACACUGUCCGUUUCUUGCGAAAGCUCGCUGCUGUUGGCCAAGCCGUUCUUGUCACGAUUCACCAGCCUUCUGCUCAGCUGUUUGCUCAAUUCGACACCCUUCUACUAUUGGCCAAGGGCGGCAAGACUGUCUAUUUCGGUGAGAUUGGAGAUCAAGCAAGCGUUGUCAGGGAAUAUUUUGCUCGUUACGAUGCUCCUUGCCCGACUGAGGUGAACCCUGCUGAGCACAUGAUUGACGUCGUCUCCGGAACUCUUUCUCAAGGCAAGGAUUGGAACGAGGUUUGGCUUUCCUCACCUGAGUACUCCAACAUGACCAAGGAACUGGAUCAAAUCAUCAGCGAGGCUGCAGCGAAACCCCCCGGCACCGUGGACGAUGGUCAUGAGUUUGCCACGUCUUUGUGGGAGCAGACCAAGCUUGUCACUCACCGCAUGAACGUUAGCUUGUUCCGCAAUGCUGAUUAUGUCAACAAUAAGUUUGCGCUGCACAUUUUUUCGGCUCUCUUCAACGGUUUCAGUUUCUGGAUGAUUAAGGACUCUGUCGGUGAUUUGCAGCUGAAGCUGUUCACAAUUUUCAACUUCAUCUUCGUCGCUCCCGGUGUCCUUGCCCAGCUGCAACCUCUCUUCAUCCAUCGCCGUGACAUUUUCGAAACGCGCGAGAAGAAGUCCAAGAUGUAUUCGUGGAUCGCCUUUGUGACAGCACUUAUCGUCUCCGAAAUCCCGUACCUCAUUAUCUGCGCUGUCCUGUACUUUGUGUGCUGGUACUACACUGUUGGUUUCCCCGGAGAUUCUCAGCGAGCUGGAGCGACCUUCUUCGUCAUGCUCAUGUACGAAUUCCUCUACACUGGUAUGGGUCAGUUCAUUGCCGCAUAUGCGCCCAACGAGGUCUUUGCCGUCUUGGCGAACCCCGUUGUGAUUGGAACCCUCGUGUCAUUCUGUGGUGUGUUGGUUCCUUACGCACAGAUCCAAGAGUUCUGGAGAUACUGGAUUUACUGGCUCAAUCCCUUCAACUAUCUCAUGGGUAGUAUGUUGGUCUUUGAUCUCUGGGGCCAGGACAUCAAGUGCUCCACUCACGAGUUUGCCACGUUCAACCCUCCCAACGGCACAACUUGUGGUGAUUAUCUGCAGAGCUACUUGGCAGCGGGUCCUGGUGCUGUGGCCAAUCUGAUCAACCCCGAUGCCACGGCCAACUGCCAAGUCUGUUCAUUCACCAAGGGCGAGGACUACCUCCGAACCUUGAACCUGAAAGAGUACUACUACGGCUGGCGCGAUGCUGCUAUCGUGGUACUGAUGGUAUUUAGCUCGUACUCCCUUGUGUACCUGCUGAUGAAACUCCGAACAAAGAUGUCAAAGAAGGCCGAGUAA
Messenger RNA from Trichoderma harzianum CBS 226.95, 4158 nucleotides. RefSeq lists its product as hypothetical. The coding region runs from base 1 to 4158 and encodes 1385 amino acids. Gene Ontology annotation, cellular component: membrane. The transcript is spliced from 2 exons. Gene Ontology annotation, molecular function: ATP hydrolysis activity; ATP binding; ABC-type transporter activity. NCBI's taxonomy places the organism in Eukaryota, Fungi, Ascomycota, Sordariomycetes, Hypocreales, Hypocreaceae. Gene Ontology annotation, biological process: transmembrane transport. The record is from RefSeq and is a predicted model, not a curated record.